AUGGAUGUUCAAUUGGAAUUUAAUGAACAAGAAUUACUUUGUAAAGUAACAUUGUAUUCUAUGAGUAGAAGUGAUGAAGGUCAUGAUAGUCAUGGUGAUGAUGGUGGUCAUGGCAGUGAUAGCACUAAUAGUAACAGUAACACCACCAAUAGUAACAGUAACACCACCAAUGGAAACUCUCAACACUCACAACAUCCAUUGGAUACCUUCAAGUUGAAUUUAAUUCAUUACAACAAAUUGAGAUUACUCUACAAGAAAUGCAAUGAAGAGAGAGAUCCAGAAAUGAAAGAAUUUAAAUAUAGACUCUAUACUCUCAUUAGAAGAUAUCAAACAUUCUUUGGAGAUUCAUCAAGUGAAGAAGGAGCUAAUUUCCAUGCAGCUCUUCCUGAGAAAGGAUUUGAUUUUUUAUAUCGAGAAUUUCAAGUGUGUCAUGAAUGUUUUGCAUCACCCAUUAAUUGUUAUUUUAAUUCAUUUUGUAGUGCAUUUCCAGAUACGGAUGUGUAUUUUGGUUCAAGAGGAUCAUUCUUUGAAUUUAGACCUACACGAGGAUUCUUUGAAUGUGGACCACCCUAUACCUUAGAGGUGAUGAACAAGACUGCUAGGUAUUGUCUCGAGUUGUUGAAAGCUUCUAAUGAACCACUCGCAUUUGCUGUUUUUGUACCAGAAUGGACAGAUACUGAAUAUGGAAAUAUUUUACAUCCUGAUCAUACUCCAUUUUGUACGGGACAUUUAUUGGCUGAACAAGGAAAACAUGAAUAUGUGAUUGGAAUGCAACAUUUUAAAGAGAAUGAUCAACGGUAUUGGACUCUUCCAUUUCCAACACAUGUCUAUUUUCUCCAAAAUGAAGAAGGAAAGAAAAAGUGGCCAAUUACACCACAAUUAAUUGAGAGGUAUAAAAAGGUGAUGGAAAUGGAUCAUAAUGGUGCAGGAAGUAGUACUGGUGGUGAUAGUAGUAUCAGUAGCAAGAAGUAA
Messenger RNA from Naegleria fowleri, 972 nucleotides. RefSeq lists its product as uncharacterized. The transcript has a single exon. The record is from RefSeq and is a predicted model, not a curated record. The coding region runs from base 1 to 972 and encodes 323 amino acids. Gene Ontology annotation, molecular function: mRNA (2'-O-methyladenosine-N6-)-methyltransferase activity; RNA polymerase II C-terminal domain binding. Lineage: Eukaryota; Heterolobosea; Eutetramitea; Acrasida; Naegleriidae.